Molecule: messenger RNA, 1863 nt
Organism: Symbiodinium necroappetens
Lineage: Eukaryota; Dinophyceae; Suessiales; Symbiodiniaceae
Source: the annotation of a GenBank genome assembly
AUGGUUCAGUAUAAGAUCCUUGGGCCAGGCAUUCAGCCAGCCAGCCAAACACCAGCGCAGACAGAGCUGCGCAUUCAUGGCACAGAUGAGGUGCUUGUCGUGCCGGUGGUCACCAGCACCAAGGUGCUGGAGCUCAAGGAGAUGCUGUCCAUGAAGCUAGGCAUCUACCCCAAUGAUUUACAGAUCUUCACAAGGGCGGGUGGCUAUUGGCGGCUGCAGAUGGAUCAUGAGGAGAUAGGCAGAAAAGUCCGGGUCAAAGGCAUCAAGUCCUUCACACCCGAGCGGGCCCAGUACGAGCACCCUUUCCUGAUCAUCGGUGCGGGGCAUAUUGGACUGCGGCACGGCAUCUACUUACUCCAGCAUGAUCAUCCCAACUUCGUUAUCGUGGAUCGAAGGGACAAGGUUGGUGGGACCUCAUGGAUCGCGCAGGCCAACAAGACGUCGAAGCUACAAACGGAGCUGGGCACAUACCACUUACAGUACGACGAGAUCAACCCCGUACCCAAAAACAUGUCUACUUGGCCAUCGCGCGAUGAACUGCUGGACCACUUUGCGCAGGUCUCGGCUGAUUACGGGCUCAUGCCCCACAUCCAGCUCCAAACCAAUGUGAAAAGUAUCAGCGUGCUUGGGACAAGCUCAGCCAGUGGACCUUUGGGAGAUGUGAGCCUCGAGGCAACGGAGAACUACACCGGCAACCUGCCCCCUGAACCCACACGGAAGGGCCUGAAGAGCAUGACGGUGAGCUGUGUCUUCAUGUAUCCGGGGAACUUAUCUCUACCAAGGCAGUACGAAUACAAGGGGGAGGAUGUCUUUGAUGGGACGAUCGAGUAUGCCAUGUUCGAUAACAUCGACUACAGUGCAGCUGUCACAGGAAAAGAUAUCAUGAUCGCCGGGCAUGGCGCCUUUGGGGUGGAAAAUAUCCGCACAUGCUGCGAGUUUUCUUCCAAGAAGAUCUACAUGGUCUGCCGAAGGAAAAAUCUCGCCUGUCCUCGGGUAUGUUCUUGGUUUGCCAACCAAUCAGAUCCCCCAGUCUCAGGAGCCAUGUUUUUGGAGAGCAUGGAGCCAGCUUACAAUCUCAUUGGCUUCGACCCAUGGGCCUUUCACUCGGUUAUCGCCAACUCGGCAAGGACCAACGCACAUAUCGCCCAGAAGUCACGAUUUGGCAUUGGAGACGUGUAUUUCCUGGCCCUGAGUAUGGGGAAGUGUGAGGUCAUUGUCGACGAGGUAAAGCGACUUUCCGCGGGAAAGGUCCACCUCGAGUCCGGAAGGGAGCUCUCGGUACAGACAAUUCUCAAAGUUUUCGGCUUUGUAGGAGACUUUGAGGUUGACCGACUGCUAAAGAUCAAGACCAUGUAUGGCUUCUGGCCUGAUGCCGACAACCGACGAUAUACCGCCAGUGAGCAUCCGGGAGUUCAUGCCAGCAACUUUGGCGGCACCAGCCUUUCUCCAGGUGCGAUCGCCUGGGUCCAACAUGCAAGCCACAUGAUGUGGUUGCCCAAAGACUGGCGCAGAGUGGUCGAGUCCCAACAGCUGCCCAGCAACGAGCGGGACGACUCGAUAUCUCGGCCCGCCUACGUCUUCGAUGCCAAGACUGCGCUCCCGUUGGGCUUCAUCCUACCUGCGAUCUGCCCGGCGCUGGGCGAGAUGCAGGCGGGACUCGGCGCCCUCAAGAGAAGGAAGCAGCUCGAAUGCCAUCCUGUGGAGCGAUUUCUUGAGGAGUGCGAAAGUGAGUGGGAGGACUAUGCCCGGAAGUGGAAAGCGGAGGAUCCUUCGUUGAAGGAUCAUCCCAAGUACCCGUACUCCCUUGCAAAGGUCCGAGAGCUGCUGAAGAAGCACGACGCAUCCACCCAAACUGGCCGAUGA